AUGUCUGUUUGCUCCAGCCCGCCCUCUGCCUCAGCACCGCCUCAGAGGAAGCAGACAGGUGUGGACAGUUUGUCGGCGUCUCCUCCUCCUGUCUGUGCUCCUCCUUCAUCGUCCUCCUCUCCUCCUCCUCCUCCUCCUCCUCCUCCUCUUCGGUCGUCCACCUGUAAAAGACAGAGCUGCAGCCUUCCUCACCAUCAUCAUCACCAUCAUCAUCAUCACCAUCAUCAUCAUCACAGCACCAAUCAGAACCGUCUCUCCUCCACCAAAAGCCACACCUCCUUCAAGACGGACGCCGCCCACAUUAGGGAGGUGGCCAGAGAUGACUGUUGCGCUCACUGUGUCCUGGCCUGUCUCUUCUGCGAGCUCCUGUCCAUGUGUUCGGCUUUGGGGUGUCUGGCCUGCGGAGUGGGCGGGGCCGGCUGCUGCGACUCCAUGGGCUGCUGCUGCUGCUGCAUGGAGGCGGCGGGGGAGGCGGCCUGCACCGAGGAGGCGUGUCAGGCCGUGUUGGAUUGUGGGAUACUGGAGGACUGCUGCGGCUCGUCCGACUGUCUGGAGGUGUGUCUGGAAUGCUGCUCCAUCUGCUUCCCCUCGUAGAAACCGGCCAAUCAGAGGAGAGGACAGGUGACGAGGAAUAGAAAUGAAGACAGACGUCGGACAGCGCGACAAACCGAUUAUCUUCAGUUAAAAACUAGUUGCUUCUGCUUCCUAAAGACGAAACGUAGACGCCAGGAUCAGUGAUGUGAUUUUAAUCAGCGUUUCUUUACCGAAGAAUCAGUUGAAUCAUGUUACCGAUGCACAGACGAUAUUGUUUGUAGCAUGAACUCAGGUCUGUACAGAAGAUCUGAUGGUGAUAACUACGAUAAGUACUGAUGGUUAUCGGUCCGUGGUGAUUUGUACACUAGAGACUAAAAAAAGAACUCUAAUCAGCUGAUCUCCAUCAUAUGUGGUUACCAUGGUGACGCUCUGGCGACUGACUCCUUGGUCUUUACUGAGGUUUUAACGGUGCCUUAGAACUUGAAGGACGUACUUUGUAUAGAAUGAACUGGCACCAAAUCCAGCAGGGGUGAUCAGUAUUAUAAAAGGUUGGGGGUGGUGGUGGGGGUGGGGGUGUGUUCUGAAAUAAAAUAAAGACUAAAAUCUGCAGUUUGAUAAUUCACGUGAGCCUCUAUGACAGCCGAAAAGCACAAGAAAAAGACAGAUUUUCAAUGUUUUCACUGGUGGUAAUGUAGUGGAGAUCGG
Molecule: messenger RNA, 1239 nt
Organism: Sphaeramia orbicularis (orbiculate cardinalfish)
Lineage: Eukaryota; Metazoa; Chordata; Actinopteri; Kurtiformes; Apogonidae
Product: myoD family inhibitor-like
Source: RefSeq, a predicted model, not a curated record